AUGCCUAGCUUUUCGACCUCGAUCGUUUCCGGUGUCGCCGUCCUCAUGGUCAUCGGAGGAGCUGCUGCGAAUGCCGUCCCCCCUCAAACUCAGACUCGAAACAUCACGGUGGCCUGCCCCGGCAUUUAUUGUGACAAUGAGAGCUAUCGCUCCCUGCCUAUCAUGGCUCGAGGAGAUGCGGAGGGCUUCGUGGAUGCCACCGACGACGAGCUAGACUCGUCCGCGGACAACGAUGCCACUGUCGAUACCUGCUACAACAGAUCUCAAUGCGAAGUGCUUGCGGGCCUUCUGGCCAUCGUUCUGAUCUAUUCAUUCUGUGUUCUCGCGUACAACAGAAGGGUGACAAACAAGUACGCUGCUGCCGAGGAACGUGAGAGGACCGAGCAGGCUACCGAAAUGCAGAGGAUUUUGGCCGAGACAACUGAGAUUCCGUUCGGUGCCAGGGCGCUAGAAAAGGGCAUCCAAGUCGAAGGCAUUUGGACCCCCAAGGAUUAUUCACCGAGGCAGUCCACCAUUAUGCCGGGAGAUACUCCGGAACUUCCCAGUCCCGUGCAGAGUCAGCCAUCGCUCGUCCCAGUAAGUGGCGUCCAGCGGCCAACACGAUCAUAUCAAUUGGCGCCAAACCAUAACCUGCUCAACCCACGCCUUUCCAUGAAGAUUCCAGACAUCGAGCUCGGGGCCGAGGCAAUGCGUGUGUUCUCCACAAACAGCGCACCGCAGCCACCAAUAAGUGCAAACAGUGAAACCGAGACGCCCAUUGACCCAGGAAAAAUGAGACGGUCGAGGGGUUGGUUCAAUCCUCGGAAAUCCUGGGUAAGAAAGCCACUCGAAAGCUAUAAGCGCAUGUCAAAACAUGAAGGGCAUCACCGAACCUCGUCCGAGAGCUUUCGACGUAGGAUCAGCAAGCUGAUCGAUGAGAGCAUUCAGACAGGCUCGACUGAGACAUACCAGUUGAGACCGAUUGACCAGGGACCGAUCGACCACGAGACCAUAGACAGUUCCAGGAAUUAG
Molecule: messenger RNA, 1011 nt
Organism: Aspergillus uvarum CBS 121591
Lineage: Eukaryota; Fungi; Ascomycota; Eurotiomycetes; Eurotiales; Aspergillaceae
Exons: 4
Coding region: 1-1011 (336 amino acids)
Source: RefSeq, a predicted model, not a curated record